UGGAAGUGUUCAAGCAGAAAGAACCUUAAUGGAACAUGCCAAGUAGCUGAGUGUGGCAGGACGUACGAAUGCGAUAACUUGGCUUGUCCCUAUUUAAAGACUUACAGGCACAAGAACAACGUACAGUUCAAAAAGCUUCCUCCUGAAGUGGUUUGCUCUUGCUGUGGAUAUAGCGCAAAACCAAUAGCAUGUUUUGCGAGAAAGAUUUGGGAGUUUCCCGACGGUGCCAGCCAUGUACUAGUUUACCACUAUGGAACCCACAAAUGCACGGCCAUCAAACCAAGUAUCGACGUUUCAAGUGAAGUGAACAAAUUUUUUAAAGAAAACAGCUCUGCAAAACCUUCUCAAUGUGCAUACGAGUCUUUAAAGGCUACCCUUCAUGACACCAAAGAUGUUAAAGACGUGUACGAGAAAGCUCAGGGUUACGCAGACUACAAGAAGCUACAGAAUGUCAAACAAAAAGUCCUGGAGAGCAUUAAUCCCUUGGGACAUUCUUUUGAUGCUAUAGCGACGAUAAAGGAAGCUGCUGAUAAAGUGGACAAGUUCCUUAUAUUUCGUGCAGAAGAUGGCAGUCUUUCUGGAAGUGAAAACAUGUUUGUCUUUAGAAGUAGCCGCGAGAAAGUGGAAAUGAUGUACCAAAUGCAACGGGGUAGCGGAUCUUCCUUGGCUGAGCAAUACUGUUUUCUGGAUGCAGAACAUGACCGAGUACAGAAGAUGAAAACUAUCAACUUGAGUGGGAACAUCCAGCCUUAAAAGAUUUUGUCACUUCGGCAUGCAUGGACUGUCAAAGUGAAAGCACCAAAACACUUAGCGAGUUUUGGUUGCAGGUCAACAGUGUAAGUGUAUGACUUGGUCGUUUACUGAAAAAUGCAUUUCAUUUCCUGAUCUCGCAAGUGGCGAAAAAAUUAAGUGUAAUGGAUGCUAUUUCUUAAGUGCAACAGCAUUUUAAGAGGCUCAAUAGCCUGGUUGUCCAAAACUAAGUCGAAUUUCUCCGAAAUGGCUUUCAUUUUUCUGUAAUGAAAAGUAACUUUAAACUUCACAUAUGGUUUCUGAGAACUCCUGUCAACUGCACAAACGUUGUGGCCAAAUCAAUUAACCCGAGGUCUCUGGGCAAUCAAAAUUUGUACUAAAUAGAGGAGAGAAGGAUGACAUCGAAUUUAAUAUAAAGAUAAAAAGUUAAUUAAUUUCAUUGAUGAAUGCAUUUAUUAUCUCACAGGCUCUACGUGAAUUUACUGGAGAUCAGGGAUACAUCUUCGAUCCAGAGGGUUUCGUAACAGACGAGCAUGGAGGAAAUAGAGAGAGCAUCCGUAGAAUGCUUAAGCCUGGUGCAGUGGACAGAGCAAAGUCAUGUGAAAACCACUUCUACGACUGUGGUCACAAGCAAGAAAGGAGAGAUUGGAGCUCUGGCUCUAAAUUAACUUUCAGAUGUUGCACGAAAUAUAUCACGCACCUACCCCUGGCGCAUUUGAGGCAAACAGAAGAACACUAAUUGACUGGACGGACAAAAAAACAGAAAAACGAGGCCAUAUUAAAUCCUGGUUCGACAAAUUUUGGUUCAAAAGACGAAUGCACGUAUUCCGUGCCUUUAAGAGUGCAGACACGCCUAAUACCAAUAUGGCAGAGGCAGGCCACUCGCUAAUGCCACAAGAGGUGCCAAAAAUAAGUCGCUGGCCACAGUAGCCAAAGAACAUAUUGUCGAAUGUGCUCUGCUGAAAUCGAAAUUAGAAAUGCAUGAAAGUGGAACCUACAAAGGGGGCCAUUGCCCAACACAACGUCAAAAACACACAGCGACAUUUAGAAGGCAGAGAGACCGAGCUGCUCAAUUUGCGAAGGAGCUCAAAGCAGGAGACAUCAAUCCACGCCUUUACUCUACCUCAUCUUUGUUGACCCUUCUUUGAGUCACAGAGUACCGAAAAGAACAGGGAUCUCUACAAGUGAUGAUAUAGGCGCCUAAAGCGCCUCGUCUUCCUCGGAAAAUGAAAGCACACAGGCAGAAGGACGAAAAACUGCUAAGGCUUCCUUCAGAAAACGAAAGGGAAGAAGCAAAGUGUUCCAAAAGUCGCUCUCGAUGGCUAAGCGAACAAAGUCAGUAACGUUGACGCAAAUAUAUGAUGCUGGGCCCACAAGAAAGGUGUUCGAACUGAUAGACGGCGAAAGGAUAAGAUUAGCAGACAUAAGCGAAACACCUACUUCUGACUGUGGCAUGGUCUCUUCCAGAGACAUAUGCAUGCAUGUCAUAUGGGUCAUGCUGAGAAAAUUGAAUGUCAAUGAAAAUGAUGACAUUAUUCAGCAAAAAUCGAUUCCAGUUGCCCGGGUCAAGAAGCUUCUGAGAAGUGAAGAGCAUGCCGCAAGCAGUGGGUCACUGCGAGUUUGACUAGUGGAGUCUCCGCUGCAACUACAGCUUUACCACCUGUGGCAAGUACAACAGCCAUCAGUGGAGGUUUCUUCCACAACAUUGGAGUCUCCACAACGAACAUUGCUAUACCACCUGCGGCAAGUACAACAGCCAUCAGUGGAGGUUUCUUGCCAAACAGUGGAAGCUCCAUAGCGAGCAGAGCUAUAUCACUUUCAGCAAGUACAACAGCCAUCGGUGGAGGUUUCUUACCAAACAGUAGAAGCUCCACAACGUGCAGAGCUUUACCAUUGGCGGCAGGUAUAACAGCCAUCAGUGGAGGUUUCUUCCACAACAUUGGAGUCUCCGCCACGAGCAAAGCUCUGCCACCUGCGGCAAGUACAACAGCCAUCAGUGGAGGUCUUUUACCAAACAGUAGAAGCUCCACAAUGUGCAAAGCUUUACCACCUACAGCAGGUGCAACAGCCAUCAGUGGAGGUUUCUUGCCAAACAGUGGAAGCUCCACAACAAGCAGAGCUCUACCACCCGCAGUAAGCACAACAGUCAUCAGCAGUGGAUUCUCUAACAGUUUCACAAGUGGAGGUCUCUUGCCAAAAUACCAGCAGCCUAUCCACACUUUCCUCCCCAUGUCUAUCAAAGGCACCAGAAGAUGCCUUGGCACAACACAACCCAUUUGUAAUUGUCCCGAUUAACAAUAGGAUAAAGAAAUAUGCAGGAUGCCCAUUUGCAUUUUUGGACGCCAGUGGUCCUACCUUUACUGGUUUGGUUGUUUGUUAG
This is a messenger RNA of Porites evermanni, 3130 nucleotides long. NCBI's taxonomy places the organism in Eukaryota, Metazoa, Cnidaria, Anthozoa, Scleractinia, Poritidae. The record is from the annotation of a GenBank genome assembly.